UGUAGGGCGGGGCGGGGGAGGGGAAGGAAACACCCGGUGGUGGGCUCGAGAGGUCGUCAAGAUCUGCAGGUCGUCAGGUUUGUGUGUUUUCGGCAGCAGGAUGGCGGGCGUGAACGGAGACCGCAAGGGGAAAAAAGAUGACAAUGGGAUCGGCACCGCUAUCGACUUCAUGCUUUCCAACGCCAAACUUGUUCUGGGGGUGGGCGGGGCAGCCAUGCUUGGCAUCGCGACCCUUGCUGUCAAAAGAAUGUAUGACCGGACCAUAAGUGCCCCCACCAGCCCCACCAAGAUGCAGCAGAUGGGGAAGAGGAGCUGGGAAGAGCCCGCGUGGGUGGGCUCGUCUCCACGAGUUCUCAACCCCGACAUGAAGUCCACGGUUAGCCGCUCCCUGCAGUCUCUGCCCACGACCUCUUGUUCUUUUGAACCAGACUGCCUGCGCAGAGCCGUAGGUCGCUCCGCGGUGGGAGGAAGCGGCGCCACCCGGUCCAGCCUGAUGCAGGCCCGCAUGCGCCUCUCUCUGCAGGAACAUCUGUGGGACUUCUACCAGACCAGGGUCAACAUCCCCGCCGAGGAGCAGGCCGCGGCCAGGAGGGCGGCGCUGGACAUCUGCGCCGAGCUCAGGGUCUUCCUUCACGCCAAGCUGCCUGACAUGCCGCUCAGAGAGAUGUACCUCAGCGGCAGUCUCUAUGACGACCUGCAGGUGGUGACGGCCGACCACGCCCAGCUGAUGGUGCCUCUUGUGUUGGAGAAGAACCUGUGGUCGUCCAUCCCCGGGGAGGACACCAUCAUGAACAUCCCGGGGUUCUGGCUCGUCCGCAGGGAGAACCUGGAGUAUUUCCCUCGCAGCAGCAGCUACUGGGACCGCUGCAUGGUCGGCGGCUACCUCUCCCCCAAAUCGGUCCUGGAGGUCUUCGACAAGCUCGUCGCCGGCUCCAUCAACUGGCCCGCCAUCGGGAGCGUCCUGGACUACAUCAUCCGCCCCGUGGUUCCCUCAGAGACGCUCACCCUGGAGGUCCAGUAUGAGACGGACCGCAGGCUGUACGUGGACUUCCUGCCUCUGCUGGUGAUGGAGGACGGAACGUCGCUGAUCGCCAAGCCACACCGGCUCGCCGCCGAGCGCCACGAGAACCUGUGGCGGCAGAGCUUCCGCGUGGCAGAGACGGCGCGCCUCCGGGCGCUGGACCAGGAGGACGGCGGCUGCCGGUACGCCUGCCUCAAGGCGGCGAAGGCGGCGUGCAAGCUCAACCCCGCCCUCCACCGCCUCAACUCCAGCCAGCUCACCAACGCCAUCCUGCUGCUGAGCGAGAAGGAAGGCAACUGGACGCGGGAGGCGCUGGCCGACCGCUUCCUGCAGCUGCUGCGAGCGCUGGUGGGCCACCUAGAGGCCGGGAGGCUGCCGUGCGCCCUCAACCCCAAAGUUAACUUGUUCUGUGAGCUGACGGAACAGGAAGUGGACGAGCUGGGGUACACGCUCUACUGCGCUCUGUCAGAUCCAGAGCAGCUGCUGAGAACUGCUGCGGAGCCGUAAAACAACUCAAACAAGCAACAAAUUAGAUGCCAACCUCAGUUUUGAAAUUUUUUUUUAUUUUUAUUUUUUUAUCUUUGGGGGUCUAAAUAUUCUUCAGUCGUGAUGAAGCUCCAAAAGAAAAGAACCUGCAUGGAAAACAAAUCACCUCUUUUUGUUCUUGUUACCUCUAAAAAACAUCAGUGAGUAACCAUGACACUGUAUUAGAGUCUCCUCAAAGCCAUUGUAUUAAUGAAGUUUUGUGCUGUUGUGCUCCGUUAAGCUCAGACCGCCUCUGAGGUCUUUACCUUCCUGUGGUUUAGAAAGAGGAACGAACAAAUUCAGCUUUAUUUGGACUCCUUGCACCUCAUUUUGCAGUUACUAUGGCUAGUUACUAUGGCCAAUCUGUUUUUAAUCUCGUUUCAAAGGACUGAAUGUAAUGUUAAGUGUUUGUACGGCAAGCCAAUGUGUAAUAAAAUCCUGAUCAGCCUCAACGACUUGGCGUUCUUAAAAAUGAAACGAUGUAAAAAUCAAAUUUCUGCAUAUUUAAAUUUCAUUAAUACAGUGGCUGGUUCACAUAUUUCACACUGCAGUACCUUGCAAAAGUAUUCACACCACUUGAAUUUUAAUUUCACAUUUUGUCAGCUUACAACCAUAAACUUUAAAUCUGUUUAAGUCAAAUUUGUUACAGACCCAAAUGAAGUGGCUCAUGAUCUGAAAAGUGUGGCGUGCAUUUAUUUUCAGCCCCAAUCUUCAAAUAAAAUCCAGUGCAUGAGUAAAAUAGACUCAGACGUGUUUAUAAUUUAAUCUACUGAAAGCAGCAUGAAUUUAUUUAAAUUUUUUUUAGUGGCAUCAAAACAAAGAUGGCUGAACUCAUUUAUGCCAAACUGCUUCAACUUCUGGCUAAAACAUUUAUUCUCCCUCACGUGUUCACUUGUGACAAAAUGUGGGAAAAAGGUUCAAUUGUUGUGACUUUUGCGCGGCGCUGUGCAAAGACGACGUUUUGAACGUCUCGGUUCCAGCGCAAUGGUAAAAGUUUCGUUGCGAUCCAAACAGGAGGUGAAACAGGACGACCAUAUAAGGCAAGCAGGAAAUGCCCGGAAGAUAAAAUAGGAAGCUGCUCUUUGUUUGUUGGAAUAAAAAGAAAUUGUAUUCUCUAAUUGCUUGGAUGUGGACACAAAUUAUCAGAAAAUACUUUAACCCCAUCUGGUUCAUUCAGAUGUAGAUCCUGCAUUCCCCAGAUGGAGCCUAAAUCUAUGUAGCAAAUAUAAGGAAACCCAUAAAAAAACAACAACUACCAGACAGGCUGCAGAAGGUCCUCUAGUUUCAGCUUGAGCACUUUGUUCAUUCUGAUGCCUGUAGGUGUGUGUGUGUAAAUGCAGAUUAACGUAAAGGAUUCAGGCAGUGUUGUGUUAAGCAGCCAGACAUUAGAUUGGAUUACGGUGCAGGUCUCUGUCGCUAAGGCUAAAAGGACCAGGAGGGAUCCAUUAUUAACCUGUAGUCUGUAAACUCCUUCUGCCCGUCUGAUCUUUGUGUUGAUCAAUAGCUUCCAGGUGCUAAUCUUAGGUCAGGAUCAGGACCUUAGCACAGGCCUGCAGGUACAGCGUCUCGCUACAGUACUCGUGCUUCUUGAACUCUACGGUUUGUUGAUUUAACGCUGCAGGUUCUGAAGUGGAACCAAACAAAUAUGGCUGUUUGGUUCCACUUGAAUUUGGAACCAAACAAAUAUGGCUGUUUGGUUCCACUUGAAUUUGGAACCAAACAAAUAUGGCUGUUUGGUUCCACUUGAAUUUGGAACCAAACAACCAAGUUCUGGCAAAACAAAUUUGCCAGAAUGAAAUUCUGGCAAAUUUUCCCUUUCCAAAACUUUCAAAAUGUUUCCAUUUUCAGUAUUUGAGCACAGACAUUUGAACUUGGUUGGCAUUUGUUUUUUUGUUUUUUUCUACGUUUUUGCGUCGUGACAAACAGAGACGGACCUUUUGAAUUAUCACAGUCAUGAGUCACAGCUUGUGAUCUUUUAUAUCUUUAAUUGGUGAGAAUAAUAAAAAAAAGUUAGUGUCAGAACUAUCUCUAGCAUCUUAAUUGGACCAACUUGUGACACCUUUGUCUCACAAGUUUUAAGAAGGUCCAAAAGUUCAAAAAGUUGAGUUGAAUUAUUUCCAGCGUGUUCUGUUUUUAUGUUGCAAACGAAAGCUAAAAGUCAAUUUUAACCCCAUUUUCUCAGAAAAGUUUCUGUUUUUUACUGGAUUAGUAAACUUACCUUUCAAUACCCAAUUAUGCUUUAUGCCAUACCUCUAAAGUCUGCAUUGGAACCCUGAUACCCAAACUGGAGAAAAGUUACAUAUUUGUUUUCUACCGUAGUAGGAAAAUGUUUAUGCAGCUUAAGCUCACUCAGAACGGACAGAGAGCAUCUGGGUAACAUUCAGACUUGCCACAGAUAAUCUUAUUUCGGUCUGGACUUUGACUAGGCCAUUGAUGCUCAUGAACAUCCUUUGAGCUACAGCAUUCCACUGUCGCUCUGGCAGCUGGAAGGUGAACCUCCAACCUGAUCUCAGGGCAGUGCAGCUUCUAACUGGUUCUCUUCCAGAAUUGACCUCCUCUGUCCCCACAGCAUGCUGCUGCCACUGAUAAGAGAUGGGGUUGACGUGCAGUGCACCAUCAGUUCUGCUUCACUCAUAGGAAAAUGUUGGGAGUAUUAAUACUUUAGCAAGGCAGCUUUCCUUUUGCUUUUUAGCCAAAGAUUGUGUUCACUUGCUCAGAAAUCGGUGAUUAGCUCUCGGGGAAAUCCAGAAUAUAAAGGUUUAUUCCAAAUUUAAAGUGUGGACGAGUAGGAACGGCUGCCAGACUCAAGUAGAGAGUUAGUCACAUCUAGAGUCGUUUUGUUUUCACUCUUAGCCUUAGGAUAUAGUUGAAACAUCUCCUCAUCCCCACACAUGUAAUCUUGUUCAUAUUGUGUACAUUGAUCGAUUUAUUUAAUCAUGACAAAAGAAACCAAGUGAAUAUUUUUGUAUUUAUUAAACAUUUGUAACC
Gambusia affinis (western mosquitofish) is the source of this 4534-nucleotide messenger RNA. RefSeq names its product mitochondrial elongation factor 1 (gene mief1). Bases 101 to 1528 code for a protein of 475 amino acids. Lineage: Eukaryota; Metazoa; Chordata; Actinopteri; Cyprinodontiformes; Poeciliidae. Gene Ontology annotation, cellular component: mitochondrial outer membrane. Gene Ontology annotation, biological process: mitochondrion organization; positive regulation of mitochondrial fission. The transcript is spliced from 5 exons. The record is from RefSeq and is a predicted model, not a curated record.